This is a messenger RNA of Pochonia chlamydosporia 170, 2124 nucleotides long. RefSeq lists its product as hypothetical. The coding region runs from base 1 to 2124 and encodes 707 amino acids. Lineage: Eukaryota; Fungi; Ascomycota; Sordariomycetes; Hypocreales; Clavicipitaceae. The record is from RefSeq and is a predicted model, not a curated record. The transcript is spliced from 2 exons.
AUGAGCCAGGUCAAAAACCUGAGAGCCAUGUUCGAAAACAAAGGCGACACUAGCCCGCCUGACAGAGGGAGAUCUCCGGGCAUGGCGUCCAGCAGGCAUAUUGGAGGCGCAAGCUCCAGUGGCUCACCGAGACCCCUCUCUAAGGUCCGCACGAACUUUGUUGCGAUUGAAAAAGAUGGCCGUAUGGGUUUAAGAAGGGACCACAGCGGCGAAUCCAGCUUGUCAAGAAGGCGAAUGAGCAUUGAAACGGCGGACACCGAAUCGAACUCCAAUUUACUUGAAAAGGCCAACACUGCAUCCUCAGACGACGUGGGUAAAUCCUGGCGACACAAUUUUGUCAACGAGGCCAUUCCAGAGUCACCCAGUUUGGCUCAUGAAGAUCAGCCUACAGUUUUUACAGGCACGGGCACGGAACCGAACAAGAGGCAAUUGGGAUCCAAAAGUAAACCAGACUCGUCCUCAAGCUUUCUUAACGAACAAGACGGGACAGAAAUUAUUGGGAAAGAGGCCAAACGCUCUCAGCUCCCCCAGAACGAGGGGUGUUCUUCCACCAAGAGAAAGAUGGCUACUACGCAACCGAGAAAGGUGAUCGGAGAUAGGUCUAUCACCAGACCGGAAUCAAAAACAACGAACAGGGGACCCUUGGCAAGCAAGUCAUCUGUUCAAAAGCUGCAGAAGUCUAGUGGUGGCAUGCCUUCAUCCACUAAAACGAGAUCAUCUAAGAUGCAAUUUGCCAAUUCCAAGGCUGAUAACGAGACAACUUUCGUCAAACCCAAACCGAAGUCCCCUACCAAGCCAGUUCACCUACCUUCCUCCCUCAUCGCACCGACAGCUUCUUCCGUAUCCAAGGUUCAUGGCCGACAGCCUCUGUCCCACGAUAUUGAAACCCAAAAGAAUCUGACUCGGGCCACCAACGAAACAAGUACGACGAAGUCUAGGGCCUUACAGACCUCUGUUACCAGACCGGGCUCCACUACGUCGAGAUCACGACCGAGCCUUGGACCACCCCCAACCAAGCAACACCAGCCUACCAGUAAUCAGCAAAGACAGAGCAACGUCGAUGAAAGGUUCCUAGCACGUAUGAUGCGACCAACACAGUCAUCUUCCUCCAAAGCUACUGACAAAGCCUUGUGUACGCCACCAAAAAAGACUGCUCAGAGAUCUGGUCCCCAUUUAACUCAACCCCUUCCAAGGUCGGGGAGCAGUAAAGGUCAUCACAGCAAAGGGACAUCAGGGCCGGUGUCAUCGAACCCAGCUUCUAGGCAGCAAAUUUCUCCUGCUGAAAAGCAAGGAUCUAUCAAAUCCGAGGACCAUAGUCUUAUCAUUCCGGCACAAAUAAUUCAUUCAAACAGCGCUUCACACAACGACCUAUCAAGGGGGUUGCCGGAUGACGAGUCCACUUUUGAUCCGUCUGCUGAGGACCUCCGCAUUAAGCAAGACUCGCUGCCAGUGCCACAGGAGCAAAACAAAUUGGAAGUGACAGCAGAGGGACAGUCGGAUGAAUCUCGCCUAACGAUGAACCAUGACAUCGUCCGGCUCGAUGGAGUGGGAGGGGAAGUUGCGGAUUCUGGUGUUUGCCACAAUGCGGCGGGAAUGACAACCCUUACUGUCAAUUGUCCGGAAGGAGACUCCACAAAUUGUAGCAUCGACGAGACCAAGGAACCGAGCGAAGGUCGGCUGGCAAAUGAGCAGCCAAAUGGCAGAGCGGAGCGGGUAGAGUAUAUGGAAGAGACGCCAAAAGAUGCUGAUCAGGUUUCACCCAAGGAAGAGAAGUUUGCGACGGCCGCUAAUUUGCAAAACAAUGCUCUUGUCGAAAUGGAUUAUGCCAAAAGCCUUGACGUUCAGGCAAGGAAGUCUCAACUUAACCUCAGGGAUCCGGAAGAACAAAGUGCGCAAGAAGAGAUGGAGAGUGACCUAAUCCACUGCGAACCAGAAGAUGCGGCUGCUUCAUUGCCGCAGAACAGCCAAUUUGAGACUGUAGUUGGCAACUUUGACAUUGCUGACCUGGUGGAAUCUGCCACCCACGACCCCGUCGGUACAGCACAAGCUGCUGUAGAAACAGAAGAGAGUAAAACACUUGAGAACGAGCCGCAACAAGUUGAGGCCCAUGAAUUCACGCCUUAA